AUGUAUGAUUCGUCGAGAAAAAAAAAUACUGCUCAUCCUUUGAAUUACGUGCACCUUACAAAUAGUAGAAAAACAGUCAAUGAUCUUGAAACACAAUUGAUGAAUAUUGAUAUGACAGUUGGUUUAUUUCUUGAUGAAAUUUUGGCAAUUGUUGAUGAAAGCCCUGAUCUAUUAGCUACAUUAUCAUCAACAUUAUUAGAUGAUGUAGGAAAACAAAUGACAAAUUUGAUGUAUUGA
Molecule: messenger RNA, 237 nt
Organism: Didymodactylos carnosus
Lineage: Eukaryota; Metazoa; Rotifera; Eurotatoria; Philodinida; Philodinidae
Source: the annotation of a GenBank genome assembly